AUGGUGGCAGUUAAAAUCGACACGCCAUCCAGUUUAUCACUAUCAUCGACCAUCCACCCAAACAGUAGCAAUUAUUCUUUGAAUGGCGAAACAAACGACGCCUCAUCUGCAUCCUCCUUAUGGACGAAUGUCAUCGUCUCCAUUAUUCUUACUUUUAUGAUAGUCGGCACGGUCAUCGGUAACGCCCUCGUGUGUAUCGCCGUCUUCAUGGUGAGGAAACUGCAGACUCCAUCAAACUUCCUCAUCGUUUCACUGGCCGUGUCGGAUCUUUUCGUCGCUCUCUUUGUCAUGCCUCUCGCCCUCCUGUACGAAAUCACUCAAAGGUGGCAACUAGGAAAUGAGCUUUGCGAUGCGUGGACGUCGCUUGAUGUCCUCCUCUGUACGGCUUCUAUACUCAAUCUAUGUAUGAUAAGCGUCGACCGCUAUCUUGUGAUCACCCGACCAUUACAAUAUGCUAUGAAACGGACACCUCGUCGCAUUGCUUUGUUGAUCACAGUAGUCUGGCUGUUGUCGGCUCUCAUUUCCAUCCCCCCCUUGUUUGGUUGGAAGAAAGUCCGAAAAUCCUUGGAAUGCGGCUACAGCCAAGAACUUGGAUAUCAAAUCUACGCCACUGUCUUGGCGUUUUAUCUCCCCUGUACCAUUAUGAUUACUGUCUAUUAUAGAAUCUGGAAAGUUUCUGAUAGGAUUAGCAAGGCCGAGGCUAAAUCCAAAGUCGGAAGCUUGGAAACUCCGGCUCCCUAUAAUAACCGUCCCAAAACAUCCAGUGAUAGCGGAGACAUGCACCUCUAUCCAAACGGAUCGCUGCGAACCAGCAAUGCGGACGGCGACGACGGCGCGUUAGAAAUACUUCCCAAGAACCGUCGCGAAAAGCGCAGAUUUACAAUAAAAUCAUUUUUGUUAAAAAGAAAUAAAAUUUACAGUUCAAAGGAAAAGAAAGCUACCAAGACUCUCGGGGUAAUCAUGGGCGGUUUCAUUGCUUGCUGGUUGCCAUUCUUCAUUUUAGCUGUGGUUCGCCCCGUGUGUCUUACGCUGGAAUUAAAGUGCCACGUACCUCAAUUGGUAAACAGUAUAUUCUUAUGGCUAGGCUACUUCAAUUCCUUCAUGAAUCCAUUAAUUUACGCUCGCUUUAACCGUGAAUUCAGGACUCCAUUUCGAGAGAUCUUGUGCUGCCGAUGUCGCGGCAUCAAUAUACGUUUACGCACGGAAAGUUACGCUGAGCAGUUCGGGCCGGAUCCUACACUCCAAGCAACCCAGCGUUGUAGUCUUCGGAUACCCAACGAAUCAACAGUCAGAUACAACAGCCAGGGACAGACUCUAGUACAUGUUGGAAACGGGUCGACAGCUUCCGAUGGCGAAUCAAAAUUAUAG
Messenger RNA from Acanthosepion pharaonis, 1368 nucleotides. The record is from the annotation of a GenBank genome assembly. NCBI's taxonomy places the organism in Eukaryota, Metazoa, Mollusca, Cephalopoda, Sepiida, Sepiidae.